Messenger RNA from Pestalotiopsis fici W106-1, 1566 nucleotides. RefSeq lists its product as uncharacterized. The transcript is spliced from 5 exons. Bases 1 to 1566 code for a protein of 521 amino acids. The record is from RefSeq and is a predicted model, not a curated record. Gene Ontology annotation, molecular function: heme binding; oxidoreductase activity, acting on paired donors, with incorporation or reduction of molecular oxygen; iron ion binding. NCBI's taxonomy places the organism in Eukaryota, Fungi, Ascomycota, Sordariomycetes, Amphisphaeriales, Sporocadaceae.
AUGGGACUAUUUCAAUUCUCAGAUAUUCCGACUAUGGAAGACUUUGGGGCGCAAUUGAAUCGUGACCUACUCGCGCGCAUCGUGCAGAUAUGGAUCAUCUACCGCGUGGCUCUGAUGCUUUACAACAUCUCGCCAUGGCAUCCAUUGUACCAGUUUCCUGGCCCGAGGUUGGCCAGAAUGACGUUCCUGUACGAGUUUUGGUUUGACUUUGUCUGCCACGGUCGGUAUACCUGGCAGAUUCAAAAGAUGCACGACAAGUACGGUCCCAUUGUGCGCAUCAAUCCAGAGGAGCUUCACUGCAAUGAUCCUGAAUUUGUUGAUGAGAUUUAUGCAGUUGGCGGCCGAAUUCGGGACAAGUAUCAGCACUUUCUCAAUGCCAACUCGGGGCCGGUUUCGUCUUCGUCAUUUGGAAGUCGAGUGCACGAGGUCCACCGGAUGCGACGGUCAGCUGUCAACAAGUCUUUCUCUCGCACGCAAAUGAAAAUCCUCGAGCCCGAGAUUCACGAACUGACGCAGUAUUUCUGUGACAAGCUACUGGUCUGGGUCAAGGAUGAGCCUCUUGAUCUUGUCAUGGCGUUUAGUUGCUUCACAUCUGACACCAUAUCCAACUAUGCAUACGGCGAGCCCCUUGGUUUCCUCGCCCAAGACGGCUGGGAAAAGAAUUACAAGGCAGCGCUCAACGCUUUCCUGCAGACCAUGUACAUGUUUCGAUUCUUCACGCCGCUGAGACAUUUGGUCGUCUUGGCACCAUACACCAUGAGCCUGAUGCCAAUGCACAUGGCUAACCUGUUCAAGGAGCUCACCGAGACUCUGCCAUACCACAUCCGCCGAGCCACCGACGGCGAGGCAAAGACGCAGGGUCGCAUCUUUGCCGAUCUCCUCGACUCCAACUUGCCAGACGAGGAGAAGACCAUUUACCGACUAUCAGGCGAAGGGUUCUCGCUGACGGGUGCUGGAACGGAGACGACAGCGAACACACUCAGCGUGAUAACAUUUCACCUCCUUACUCAGCCCAAGGUCCGCGCCCGUCUGGAACAAGAACUCCAAGGCCAAGACUCGCGGAACCUGGACUGGCAGACCCUCGAGCAGCUCCCCUAUCUGUACGGCGUCAUGUACGAGGGUCUACGACUGAGCUACGGGCUCUCGACAAGACUGCCCCGGAUCGCCCGCACCGAGAACCUCAAGUACGAGAGCACCGACGGCAGAUUCAGCUACGUGGUGCCCAUGGGCACGCCCAUUGGUAUGAGCUCGGCCAUUAUGCACCACAACGAGGACGUGUUUCCCGACUCGCACGCGUUCAAGCCCGAGCGCUGGAUCGAUGCCAGCGGGCAGAAGAACCUGCGUCUGGAAAGAUUCAUGAUGUCGUUUAGCAGGGGAAGCCGGCAAUGUGUCGGCAUGAAUCUGGCGCUAUGUGAAAUGUAUCUCCUCGUGGCUGCGCUAACACUACGCGGCCUCUCGCAUUUGCACCUUUAUGAGACAACCAUUGGUGAUAUCAAGUACGAUCACGACUUGAUGGUGCCGCAGCCAAAAAGGGGGUCCAAAGGAGUGCGGGUAUUGAUCAGAUAA